Molecule: messenger RNA, 7311 nt
Organism: Cephus cinctus (wheat stem sawfly)
Lineage: Eukaryota; Metazoa; Arthropoda; Insecta; Hymenoptera; Cephidae
Gene: kcc
Product: solute carrier family 12 member 4
Exons: 13
Coding region: 146-3664 (1172 amino acids)
Biological process (GO): potassium ion homeostasis; chemical synaptic transmission; potassium ion import across plasma membrane
Cellular component (GO): membrane
Molecular function (GO): potassium:chloride symporter activity
Source: RefSeq, a predicted model, not a curated record
CUGCCACCAAAUCCUUGCCUAACCUUCCUUUUUCACUCUCUUCCAUCGAUUCACUUUUCCAGUCUCCGUAAAUAGAGCACAAAGCAAUUGUCAAAACUUCCAAAUCCGCCCUAGCCAUACAAUACAGCUUAGCUCGUACAAUAAAAUGUCAUCAUCCAAGGAAACUGUCUCAACGUCAAACGCAGCCAUAACCCUCGGCCGUUUUCACUUGACUAGUGCGCCAUAUUGUCCACCGGCCAUCCCGCGGGAGUUUCGGACACACAAAUCAGAAUUGGCUCCAGUUUUGAAUCCUAGUAAAAGACAAUCAGUAUCGCUAUGGAGAAGUUGCUUGACUCGCUGUUGCGGAAAGUCUGUAAAUAUAGGCGAUGGAAGCGGCGCCGGCGGGGAUGGCGAACCUAUCGUGGGGGGCGCCACCUCCGAGAAGAUGUCAGGAUACGAGACCAAUUUAUAUCUCUACAGCGAGGAGAUGGAGGAUCGACCUCGUAUCUCAACGCUUCUCAACAGCCUCGCAAAUUACAGCAACACGAUUCCAGCCGCUACCGAUCCUGACAGCAAACCAGCUGCAGCUGCAGGAUCUGGUGGCGGUGCCCGGAUGGGUACCCUUAUUGGCGUCUUCCUGCCCUGUAUCCAGAACAUCUUUGGCGUCAUCCUCUUCAUCCGCUUGACCUGGGUCGUAGGUACGGCUGGUGCAAUACAAGGCUUCUUCAUCGUCUUAUGCUGUUGCUGUGUAACGAUGCUGACUGCAAUCAGUAUGAGCGCCAUUGCUACCAACGGUGUGGUACCAGCCGGAGGGUCUUACUUCAUGAUAUCCAGAAGCUUAGGACCUGAAUUCGGGGGUGCUGUGGGGAUGCUGUUCUAUACAGGUACAACCCUCGCGGCUGCCAUGUACAUCAUCGGCGCGGUUGAAAUUGUCCUGACUUACAUGGCUCCGUCGCUCAGUAUAUUUGGCGACUUCACCAAAGACGCUAGUAUAAUGUAUAAUAACUUUCGGGUCUACGGCACUGGUUUACUUAUGGUUAUGGGUACCAUAGUCUUCGUGGGUGUCAAGUUUGUUAAUAAAUUCGCCACAAUCGCUUUGGCCUGUGUUAUCUUCUCCAUAUUGGCUGUUUACGUCGGCCUAGCCGUCAACUUUAAUGGCAACGAUGCACUCAAAAUGUGUAUCCUGGGUAAACGUUUGCUAAAGGAUGUCACUGUGCCAGAUGAAUGUAACAAAAAUCCCGGUGGUCGUUUACACAACCUUUUCUGUGGUAAUGGUACCGAUGAGUGCGACGAGUAUUACAAGGAAAAUAGUGUAUCCAUUGUCAAUGGAAUUCGCGGUUUGGCCAGUGGAGUAUUCUUAGAAAAUCUUAUGGACAGUUUCCAAGAGGAAGGCCAAUACAUUGCUUAUGGUAAAAACCCGAAAGACAUAGACAAAGUGCCCGGACCGAGUUAUAAUCAAAUACAAGCCGAUAUCACAACAACCUUCACUAUUCUUAUUGGUAUAUUUUUCCCAUCGGUAACAGGAAUCAUGGCUGGCUCGAACAGAUCUGGUGAUCUGGCUGAUGCACAAAAGUCCAUACCGAUUGGUACCAUCUGUGCCAUCCUGACGACCUCGACUGUCUACUUGUCGACGGUUCUUCUAUUUGCUGGUACCGUUGACAACUUAUUGCUGAGAGACAAAUUUGGACAGAGCAUAGGAGGCAAACUGGUAGUAGCCAACAUCGCCUGGCCGAAUCAGUGGGUCAUUCUGAUUGGAUCAUUCUUGUCGACUUUGGGUGCUGGACUACAGUCAUUGACUGGAGCACCUAGACUUCUACAAGCUAUUGCAAAGGAUGGCAUUAUACCAUUCCUGACUCCAUUUGCCACCAGCUCUAGUCGGGGCGAGCCUACAAGAGCUCUGGUAUUGACAGUGCUUAUAUGCCAGUGCGGUAUUCUUCUUGGUAACGUUGAUUACCUGGCGCCAUUGCUCUCAAUGUUCUUCCUCAUGUGCUACGGAUUUGUAAAUCUUGCCUGUGCUCUGCAAACCUUACUGCGCACCCCUAACUGGAGACCUCGUUUCAAGUAUUAUCACUGGAGUCUCUCCUUCAUCGGUCUGGCACUCUGUAUUGCUAUUAUGUUCAUGACCAGCUGGUAUUAUGCACUUUUGGCUAUGGGAAUGGCUGGAUGCAUUUACAAGUAUAUCGAGUACAGAGGUGCUGAGAAAGAAUGGGGUGAUGGUAUUAGAGGUCUGGCACUCUCCGCUGCAAGAUAUUCUCUACUGAGACUAGAAGAAGGUCAACCUCAUACGAAGAACUGGAGACCACAGAUUCUUAUAUUAGCCAAAUUGACUGAUGAUCUUGUACCAAAGUAUCGGAAGCUCUUUGCUUUUGCUAGUCAGCUCAAAGCUGGAAAAGGUUUGACCAUCUGCGUUAGUUGUAUUUGCGGUGAUUACACAAGGAAUUCAGGUGAAGCUAUGGCUGCUAAACAAAGUCUUAGAAAAACUAUGGAGGAGGAGAAGGUUAAGGGCUUCGUGGAUGUUCUAGUAACCAGGAACAUUAUCGACGGCUUGAGUUGUCUGAUUCAAACUACAGGGUUAGGCGGUAUGAAAGCCAAUACGGUUAUCUUAGGAUGGCCCUACGGAUGGCGCCAAUCCGAGGAUGAGAGGACCUGGAGGCUCUUUUUACAAACUGUGAGAUGUGUAACAUCUUCACGAAUGGCUCUUCUCGUUCCCAAAGGAAUCAAUUUCUUCCCCGACUCGACAGAGAAGGUCGUUGGGAAUAUUGAUGUAUGGUGGAUCGUACAUGAUGGCGGACUUCUCAUGUUAUUGCCAUUCCUAUUGAAGCAGCAUAGGACCUGGAAGAAUUGUAAGAUGAGGAUCUUCACCGUCGCUCAAAUGGAAGACAAUUCUAUUCAGAUGAAGAAAGACCUCAAGAAAUUCUUAUACGACUUGAGAAUCGAAGCAGAAGUCGAAGUUGUAGAAAUGAUGAAUUCUGAUAUAUCCGCCUAUACCUAUGAAAGAACUCUCAUGAUGGAGCAACGUAAUCAAAUGCUCAGGGAACUUCAGCUGAACAAGAAGGAAUCUCUCGGAGUGGUGCAGACUUUGGUGGACUUCAACGAGGUACCUGCCGAGGAAAAGUUGCCUUUGGUGCAAGCUAUUGUGGACCAUCAUCAUAACGUGGACGUGAAGACAGCGACCAAGGUCAGAUUCCAAGAGCCAAGUGGACAACAGCCUAACGGCAUGGAUGACGUUCAGGAGAAGCUGAUGCAGGAGACUGAACUUAACAGCAAGGAACUUGAGGCAGAGGAGUCAAGCCAGAAGGGCGAGGAUGGCAAAGACGAACCGGAAGAGGAAUCGAAAUUAAUUGGUGGCUCUCCUAAACAAGAAAAUAGAGAGAAUGAUGAAAAGGAAGCUAAGGAGAAUGAGCAAGAAGAUGGCUCGGGUAGUCAAAAGAAGAACCGACCACAGCGUACACCUGACGAGGACAACGUGAGACGUAUGCAUACUGCGGUUAAACUUAACGAGGUCAUUGUCAAUAAGAGUCAUGACGCUCAACUUGUAAUCCUGAAUCUUCCUGGACCACCCAGGGAUACCAAAAUGGAACGCGAAUCUAACUAUAUGGAGUUCCUGGAAGUAUUGACCGAAGGCUUGGAAAGGGUGCUUAUGGUGCGGGGAGGAGGUCGAGAGGUCAUAACCAUCUACUCGUGAACUGAACUUAAAAGAACUGAAUUCAGCGCCUCACAAAAACCAAAAUCUAGUUUAUUUCUAAUAUACUUACACGAUUUCACACUCAUAGUCACAGUAUUCGUGCCCAUUAUCUACGCCAUUACUUGCGGUACAUACUGUGAAAUACGAUAACGAUUACUAAACAACUGCGUUUUACGGUGCCGGAUGGACGGUAUAAUAUCCGGCGUUUCUAGAAAGUAACGAGAAGAUGAAAGUGUCACAAUGAAAUUUCAUUGAAGCCGACUUACCUUCUGGUCCUUGACAGUCCCCGGAAGACGAGCUGCCAAAGCAAACAGACAAACAAAAAAUGACGAAUAACGUGCCAAAGGAUAAGUUCACUUUAUAUGAAUUUCAUUUAGGACGUAGCUUCUAACGUGGAAUUUCGAUGGCCAAGUGUCGUCAUCACUGAAAAAUAAUUAUCGACAUCGUUGAGGAAAUCUAACACACAUUGUAUUAACUUCAUGAAAUUAGGAAGUGAUAGGGAGGACUGCUCAGUGCAUUUGUUAAUUAGGUUUACUAAUGUCUCCACACAGCGUCGUACGAUUAACUCAUACAGGAGGCGUAGUUGAAGACGCUCCGAAGAAUUCGUUGCGAGGCACAGUAUCGAAUGCGAACACACGUCCCGAGUAACUGACAUUAUCUGAAUUCUCAUUGAAACUGAAAUCAAAAUUUGGUCCGAGGCUAAGGUCGAAGCAUCUACGAAAACACUGCCAGAAUACUUUCUAAAUGCUUCGCGUUUAACCAAAGACGCGAGAGGCUCACUUUUCUACAUGCAUUGUCGUUAUAUAGGGAGAUAUAUACUAGGUAUGUAUAAUUCUACCGCUUUUAGGUUAUCUAGGGUAGCCUAGGCUAGUGCGCUAGAGUACGCAAUCUUCUACAAAGAACGUAUCGGAAUAUAGAGAAUCGAUUGCGAGGAAUACAUCUCAUCAGAACUGACGCUCGUACGAGACUUUUUCUUUAAUUUUUAUCUACUAUAUUUUUUUAUUCUAUCAUUUUUAUAUUCGUGACAAUUGUUUUUUUUUUUUUUUUCUAUUGAUCCUCCUCUUUUUCUUCUUCUCUAUCCUCAUUCAAGAAAUACUUAAGCGAUGCGCGCACCGUUAUCCCACAUCGUAUUUAUAUUGUCCGUGGCCUAUUGGUCGAGAGAUACCAUUAUAAGAGUACAUGGAAUUUUCGGAAUGACACCAAGUUGACAAAAGCGUCGCGGUUAAUGGACGCGCAAGACACGAGGUCAAGGCGCAUCAUUUUUUGAAAUUCUCAUACACGAAGAUUUUCAUCGAAGUAAUUAUAUUAGCGUUUAUCGAUUAAAUUAAGUGUCGUGUGCAUGUCAUAUUUCACGCGUGACUCGACUUUAUUGUCGAUCCGCAAUCCAUUUUAGAUAGGCACUAUAUUAGUUUCUCUAUGAAACGUCGAGGAGAAAAUGGUCUUUUUAAAGGAAAUCUCGUGAAUUAUACAGUUUAAUGUAUCCAUUAAUAUAUUAUUAUCUACUUAAUCGAUGUCUGUGAAUAAGAUAUAAUAGCGAUAACGAUUACUCGUAAUAGUUAAAGGUUAUUAAAUUUACAGCCUCCAGAAUUUCGUGAUCGACUAGAGAGAUCAUAUUUGAAGUAAAAAAAAUGCAUUAGGUAUAAUACUUGAGAGGUAUUCUUAUAUAUAUAUAUAUACGAAAAAAAAAAUAUAUAUAUAUAUGAAUAUGUUAUAAUAAAACACUCAUUUGUCGUUGUAAAGUGCACAGACUACCCCAGCAAUAGUAGCUAGGAAACGCUGAAAGAUACAUUAUAAUUAUGCGAAUGAGAAAUUGAUUAGUAAGAAUUAAUGGAUUUGUCGGGAUUAUCGCGCGAAAUCUAGUUAAUGGUUAUCCUCGAUAAUCGUGAGCAUUGAUUGGAAAUGUGCACCCAAGAUGGAAAUAGCCAAAGAGGACAAAUAGUAUUAUGCAAAUUUUGACAUUGUAACUUAUCCUCUAGGAAUUAAUAGUCUUUCGGUAGAACGUUUGUAAUUCUCUACUGGUAUCGUCCACGUCGAGAUUUAUUUAUAUUAUCUAAUCUAGUACCUCCCUUAUACAAGUUUAAUUCGAUCAUCUUAAUCGAAUCGCAAUGCCCUUGUAACCCUAUGACCCUCUUUUUUGCUUUAACUUGAUAUCUCUCUCACUCUGUCUAUCUUUCCAGCAGUUUCCAUUUUCUCUCUUUUAUGUGGUCUCUCUACCUUCUUUCUCGUGAACGCGGUGAAUCCGCCUUUCUCUUAGAGGAAUAGAAUAAACUAUAAUUUAUAGCCAGGAUGAGAAAAGAAAUUGCACUUUGCUUUAAAAAGGCGGUUAACGUAAUGUUUUUUUUUUAUUUAAAAAGUGGCCAUUUUUAAUGAAAAAUAUAGUAGCUACGUAAAAUUUUUUUUAUUAAAAUUUUCGUCACCGUAUUACGCCACUAGACUACUUAUUAAUUAUUAAUUUAUCCCUUGGCCAAAAUAACCAGCUCGGCAAUGUCUGCGAACGGACAUUCAAGCAAUACGAAUGAGAAAAAAAAAUUUUAAUUAAAUCGAAUGUUCGCUCAAUCUCACUGCUGCAUCGUAAACAAGAAAAUGGUAUUCAGUGCAGAGCUGGCGUAGAAUAAAUCUAGAUUUAUAAACUAUUAUGUAAAUCUCCUUCGAGAUGAUUCAAAUUCUAUUUGAUGAUUUUAAUAUGUUACUAUUACUAUACUUACUGACGAUUAUAUAUAUUUUAUGAGUACUUACCUAUUUGAUAGGCAUUGGCAUUGAAUAGUUUAUACGUGAAAUGUUGAAUAUUAAUGAAAAAGUUUAUUGUGAAACGCUGUUCGGACUAAGUUGCUGGCGCAGAUUGUACAUACAUGAAAAUGCAUACUAUACAUAUUACGUACAUAUAUGUUGACUAGGAUAUAUUAUAGUUUGACAGCUAUUAUUCCCGUAUUGAUGACGAACAACCACACCUUUUUCAUGAUUUAAACAAGUAUCGCAGUAUUCUGCUACUACGCCGCUUUAUACUUUAUAUUACGUCGUGUUUUGUUUGAGUGCACAAUAAUAAUAUGAUUAAUAUUAUGUAAUGAGACACGCGAUAUUCUCGCCUUUAAGAAUAUGUAUACGGUGUAUGCCUGCAGGCUUGGCAACCGUCGUCUGGGCAUAUAUAAAGUAUAUGAAUAGUAUUUUCCUGGCGUGAUCUUUCGUUUGAAACGAAAAUGCAUUUUGAAUUUAAUGACCUCUAGGCUGUGAGACGCGAGCUAAGCAGCGAUAAACUAGCUCGAAACCUCAAUCAUAUGUGUCAAAUCAAGUAAUCCCAUACAUUUAAAAUACCUAUAAAUUUAUCUACACGUCUUUACUGAAAGCUCCGUUCACAAUUGACUUCGCGCGGAAAAUGAUUGUUUCUUCACUUCAGAAUUUCAAACGCGAGAUGAGCUCUCGUCCAUCUUUUUAAUGGAAUGGAAAGAUUACGGCAUAGUACUAAAAAAAAAGGUUACAAAAUAUACACGAGAUACAAAUAAUAUAUUUGUAGAUAUGGACUUUAGUCAUCUGGAUAGGAAAUAGAGUCAAUACUGUGAAAUACCUAUAACACGUAGAUACUUAGACCUAUGAUACUUGUAAUUGAAUUAUAAAAGAUGAACUAUAAUAAAAAAAUUAUAUUACGAUCGAAA